AUGGGGACUCACAUUCCUCAUUCCGCCGUCUCCGCAUCACGGCGGACACGACCAUCAUCGCUCUCGGCCCUCGGCCGUCUCGGCCUCCUCCUCCUCUCCUCCUCCUCCGUCUCGCUCGUCGCCGCCUCGCCGUACCCGCGCGGCGACAUCCUCCACGACGCCCGGUACGCCUACCUGGUCGGCCGGACGUGCGCCAGCUACUGCGGCGCCAACUCGCAGUACUGCUGCGGCUCCGGCGAGCACUGCACCACGCUCUCCAACGACGUCGCCACCUGCAUCGCCGACGGCGCCGUCGCCUCGCCGCUCUACACCACCACCUGGACCGAGACGCGCACCUACACCAGCACCAUCCUGACCUGGUUCAUCCCACCGCCCGCGCCCACCGCCGGCGUCGACUGCGUGCCCCAGCGGCCCGAGUGGGCCGCCUGCGGCGAGAUCUGCUGUGCCGGCUGGCAGACCUGCGCCUACCGCGGCCAGUGCUCCGCCAAGCCCGGCUACGGCGAGCCCACCACCGUCGUCGUCACCAGCAACGGCGUCGUGACGACUCAGUACUCGGCUCCGUACCGCGUCACCGGCACCACCACCAUCACCGGUACCGGCGUCCGCACCACCGACGGCAACGGCGGCGUCAUCACCGGGACGCCGACAACUUCAACCAGCAGUAGCCACACGGCCACGGCCACGCAAGACCCGGAUGGCGCCGCGCCCGGCGGCACCGCCAACAACAAGCUGAGCGGCGGCGCCAUCGCCGGCAUCGUCAUCGGCUCCCUCGCCGCCGCGGGCCUCCUCAUCCUCCUCUGCUUCUGCUGCAUCGCCCGCGGCCUCUUCCUCGCCAUAUUCGGCAAGAAGCGCGAAAAGGUCGACCAGUACGACGACUACAGCACCUCCACCCACUCGCGCCGCGACCGCCACUCCGGCUGGUUCGGCUUCGGCGGCGGCGGCGGCGGCGGGCGGCCCUCGUCCGUCAGCGACCGCCGCAGCGAGAAGAAAUCCAGCAGCGGCGCCUGGUGGCUCGGCAUCGCCUCCGGCGCCGCAACUCUGUUGGCCCUGCUCAACAUGAAGAAGAAGGGCAAGAAGGAGCCGUCGCGCAAGGGCACCUCGCGCUACACCGACUCCUACUACAGCUACUCCGACUACAGCGGCAUCACUGGCAGCAGCGCCAGCUCCGGUCGCAGGACGGCGAGAACGGCGAGAACGGCGCGAACGGCGCGGACGGCGCGGACGGUGCGCACCGCCCGCUCGAGGACCAGCCGGGAUAGUCGUAGCCGCGUCGACAGCCGCAGCCGGCUCGACAGUCGCAGCCGCGUCGACAGUCGCAGCCGCGUCGACAGCCGCAUGGGAAUCGCGAGGUCCGCUUACACGGGCCGUUCGGAGUCUCGCCAUGAAUAG
Messenger RNA from Cordyceps fumosorosea ARSEF 2679, 1389 nucleotides. RefSeq lists its product as hypothetical. Bases 1 to 1389 code for a protein of 462 amino acids. The transcript has a single exon. The record is from RefSeq and is a predicted model, not a curated record. NCBI's taxonomy places the organism in Eukaryota, Fungi, Ascomycota, Sordariomycetes, Hypocreales, Cordycipitaceae.